Molecule: messenger RNA, 1014 nt
Organism: Oldenlandia corymbosa var. corymbosa
Lineage: Eukaryota; Viridiplantae; Streptophyta; Magnoliopsida; Gentianales; Rubiaceae
Source: the annotation of a GenBank genome assembly
AUGGGGGCAGCUGAGAGGGGGUAUAACACUCUCUACAUAGGUGGUACCGAUGAGUACGGCACCGCCACAGAGGUUAAGGCUGUGCAGGAGAAGCUUACUCCGGAGCAAAUAUGCAACAAAUACUAUGCCCUUCACAAAGAGAUUUAUGAAUGGUUUGAUAUAAGUUUUGACAAGUUUGGGCGCACCUCGACGCCGACACAUACACAGGGGUGCCAAUCAGUUUUCAAGAAGCUGUGGGAGAACAAUUGGCUUUCAGAGGAUGUGGUGCAGCAGCCUUAUUGUCAAGAAUGCCAAAGGUUCUUAGCCGACCGUUAUGUGGAAGGAAUCUGUCCGGCGCCGGAAUGUAAUUAUGGUUCUGCCCGAGGAGAUCAAUGCGAUCCGUGUCAAAAAGCCAAGGGGCCAGAGGUAUCAGACACGGUGUUUAACUGGGAGGAUCUGCAAGCCAAAUUAAACAACGAGCUACUGAAAAACUGGGAAAAUUUUGUUAAUCGUGUCUUGAGCUACAUCGUGAAAGAUCCAGGGUAUGGUUCCGUGAUCCCUGAUGCCGAGAAUGCUGAAUUACAUCCUCUGACUCGGGCUUUGGCGGGAAAAGUUGGUAAAUCGGUGGUUGAAUAUAAAGAUGUCAUGGAAAAGGUUAAGCUUAAACAAGGUUUGAAGAUAGCCAUGUCCAUUUCAACCUUGGGCAAUGGAUAUCUUCAGGAUACCAAGUUUUGGAAAUUUUAUAAGGAGGAUCGAGCUGCAUGCUCUACAGUUAUGAAAACUUCUGCUGGACUGGUAUAUCUCUUGGCCUCUCUUCUAGAGCCUUUCAUGCCAUCUGUCUCUGCGGAGAUACGAAAGCAGCUCAAUCUGCCCCCUGAGAAAUCGUUUUCACUUUCUGACGGUGAUAUUAAAAGGGCCGCAAGACCAUGGGAGAUUUUGCCUGCAGGUCACAGAAUUGGCACCCCUGUACCACUUUUUAAACGACUUGAAGAUCACGAAGUCGUUGCCCUGAGGAAACGGUUUGCCGGAAGUUGA